Molecule: messenger RNA, 1709 nt
Organism: Psylliodes chrysocephalus
Lineage: Eukaryota; Metazoa; Arthropoda; Insecta; Coleoptera; Chrysomelidae
Source: the annotation of a GenBank genome assembly
CUUUAAAACUGAAACUUAUUCUCAUAUCGCAAUUAAUUCUAGAUUUAAUAAAUGAGUUUUAAAAAACAAAUGAAGCGAAUUCGACUGUUUUCCCAUUGCACUAAAACUCUACAUUUGAUUAAUCCGAUAAAUUAAAAUGGAAAAACCUGUAAUGGCUAAGGUCGAAAAAGUCAAUAAAGGUCCAACCAUUGGUGCCAGGCAUAUACAAUUUCUAUUUCUGGCUCUUCUUGGAUUUUUAGUGUAUUCUACCAGAUUUGGAUUUUCCGUAUCGUUGGUUGCAAUGACAGAAAAUUAUUCACCAAAUCCUGAUAUACCAUAUUAUAACUGGAAAAACAAGAGCCUAAUCCUUUCCAUGUUCUUCUGGGGUUAUACAUUGCCCCAAAUAGCAAUCGGUAUUUUAAGUACCAAGUUCGGCACCAAGCCCUUUCUUUUAAUAGCACUUUUUAUGAAUUCUCUGUGCAUGUUCUUAAUUCCGACUAUAGCCGAACAUUUUGGUUCCCAAGGGGUUAUGGCUUGCAGGCUACUACAAGGAUUUGCACAAGGAUUAGUGGUACCUUGCGUACAUGGAGGUAUUGGAAAAUGGGCACCGCCUAACGAGCGAUCUAGGGUUUAUGCUUUUCUAAGUACAGGUUAUAUGCUUGGUAUAGCAGUAGGUACAGGAACAACAGGAUUUAUUUGCGCAUCAUGGGCAGGCUGGCCUCUAACCUUUUAUUUAUUACCAUCAUUGGGCUUUUUAUGGGUGAUUAUGUAUUAUUUCUUUGGAGCUACAAGUCCAGCUACACAUAAGACUAUAACAGAGGCCGAACAAAAUUAUCUACAGAUAUCUUUGAAGUCGCAGGAUAUUUAUAACGUGUCUAUACCAUAUCGUGCAAUGUUCACUUCAUCGCCAUUUUGGGCGCAGCUUAUUAUGGCUUUAUGCAGUGGUUGGGGGUACAGCAUAUUUACAACGGAAAUGCCCAUUUACAUGGACAAAGUUAUGAAAUUUGACAUAAAAUCGAAUGGUGUAAUCUCUGCCCUUCCACCUAUUUUUGUUCUGUUAGCCAUUAACGCUACUGCAAUUGUCACGGAUUAUUUGAUAAAGCACGAUUGUUUGACUCUUACUAAUACGCGAAAGCUAAUGUCUAGCAUAGGAUCAUUUGGAUGCGCAGCUUUAAUGCUUAUUUUUGUUUACAUACCCAAUGAUAGUAAGAUUCUAUGUGUGGUGAUAAUGAUAGCAGCAAAUGUAUUACGUUCCAUAAACGCAGGUGGAUUUAACAUAAACCAUCUAGAUUAUGCACCAAAUUUCGCAGCAGCCGUCAUGGGAAUAAUAAACACAUGCGCUGAAUGUUUUUCGUUCAUCACACCGAUGGCUAUCCAGUAUAUUGUUUACGAUGAAGUUUGUUCCAACAGCUUCAUUCUGAUGAGUCUCUGACUCGUACAUGGAUGCAUUAGUAAACAAACCACUGUCAGUCCAUUUAUUCGCCCGUUGUUUCAUUAGCGACUUGUACUUGUUGGAACCCAAAGUUCAAAGGAAUUGGACUAACCAACCACAUCUUUGGUGAAUAGGUAUUUUAAACAUUAUUUAAAAUACAACAUAAUACAUUUAUAUUCGCUCAGUGCGAAGUCAUGGUAGGGGAAGCCAAAGCGAUACCAGCGCUAGCUGCGGAUAAUUCGUUAAUUUUAGGUCGAUAUUUUGUAAUUUUGGCAUAUCAAAUAAUACACGUAUACAU